AUGGCUUCUCCUCCUCUCUCUUGCUCCGCCUCUGAUCUCAUCCCCUUACUAUCAUCCACAGCCAACGCCACCGCGGCAGCAGAAUUCAUCUGCACGAGAUUCGAAACAAUCUCCGGAAAAUUCACCGACGCUUCCUACGCCAUAGACAACACUUACCUCCUCUUCUCCGCUUACCUCGUCUUCGCGAUGCAGCUAGGCUUCGCCAUGCUCUGCGCAGGCUCCGUCCGAGCCAAGAACACGAUGAACAUAAUGCUCACGAACGUCAUCGACGCAGCGGCGGGAGGUCUCUUCUACUACCUCUUCGGCUUUGCCUUCGCUUACGGCUCUCCUUCCAACCCCUUCAUCGGAAAACAUUUCUUCGCCAUGAGUGGCUUCCCGAAAGCUACCUUUGACUAUCCUUACUUUCUUUAUCAGUGGACGUUCGCUAUCGCCGCCGCUGGCAUUACCAGCGGGUCGAUAGCAGAGAGGACGCAGUUCGUUGCGUAUUUGAUUUAUUCUUCUUUCUUAACCGGUUUGGUUUACCCGAUUGUAUCGCAUUGGUUUUGGUCUAGCGACGGGUGGGGGUCUCCCGCGAGAGCUGAGAACCUUCUGUUUCAAUCAGGGGUAAUUGACUUCGCUGGAUCCGGCGUCGUUCAUAUGGUUGGAGGGAUUGCCGGUUUAUGGGGAGCGUUGAUAGAAGGACCGAGGAUUGGCCGGUUUGAGAAUAGAGGUAAACCGGUUACGUUGCGUGGUCAUAGCGCGACGUUGGUUGUGCUUGGUACGUUUUUACUUUGGUUUGGUUGGUACGGGUUUAACCCCGGUUCGUUCGCGAUUAUUAAUAAAUCAUACGGUUCUGCUCCCGGGAGUUCGUUUUACGGACAGUGGAGUGCUGUCGGGAGAACAGCUGUUACGACUACUUUAGCUGGAUGCACGGCGGCGUUAACGACUUUAUUCGGGAAGAGAUUGAUAGAUGGUUAUUGGAACGUGACUGAUGUUUGUAACGGUUUGUUAGGCGGGUUCGCGGCGAUAACCGGUGGAUGCUCGGUUGUUGAACCGUGGGCGGCGGUUAUCUGCGGGUUUGUUGCUGCAUGGGUGUUGAUGGGAUUCAAUAAGCUAGCUGAUAAGUUGAAGUACGACGAUCCUUUAGAAGCGGCUCAGCUUCACGGUGGUUGCGGCGCGUGGGGGAUUAUAUUCACCGGUUUGUUCGCGGAUAAAACGUAUGUUUCGGAGAUCUUUGGAGGUGAACCGAAUAGGCCUUACGGGCUGUUGAUGGGAGGAGGGUGGAGGUUGCUUGCGGCGCACGUUGUGCAGAUUGUGGUGAUUGUGGGGUGGGUUAGUGUGACGAUGGGGACUUUGUUUUUCGUGUUGCAUAAGCUGGAACUGUUGAGGAUACCGUCGGAGGAUGAGAUCGCUGGGAUGGAUCCGACGAGUCAUGGUGGGUUGGCUUAUAUGUAUACUGAAGAAGAGAUCAAGAAUGGGAUUAUGGUUAGGGAGGUGGGUCGUGAAAAUGACCAUGUAGAACUAGGUGUUCUUUGA
Messenger RNA from Eruca vesicaria subsp. sativa (arugula), 1515 nucleotides. Lineage: Eukaryota; Viridiplantae; Streptophyta; Magnoliopsida; Brassicales; Brassicaceae. The record is from the annotation of a GenBank genome assembly.